This is a messenger RNA of Melospiza georgiana, 3033 nucleotides long. RefSeq lists its product as uncharacterized. Gene Ontology annotation, molecular function: aspartic-type endopeptidase activity; zinc ion binding; RNA-DNA hybrid ribonuclease activity. Lineage: Eukaryota; Metazoa; Chordata; Aves; Passeriformes; Passerellidae. The transcript has 5 exons. Gene Ontology annotation, biological process: proteolysis. The record is from RefSeq and is a predicted model, not a curated record.
AUGCGUCGUCAUACAUCAUUAGAUCCGGAGUCGGAGAUAGGGAUAAAUCAACUAGUUAAUUCAUUUUUGGGGCAGUCUGCUGGAGAUAUCAGACGUAAACUUCAGAAAAUUCGGGGACCAGAUGGGAGGAAUCUCGAAGCCUUGUUAGAGGAAGCCUGGAGAGUAUUUAGUAACCGGGAGGAAGGAUAUAAACAGGGAAUGAAAAGGUUGGUGGCAGUGGUACAGGAGGAAAGGCAGAGGAAAUACAACCAGAGACCGCCGAGACAGGGACCACCUCGGCUGGACAGGAACCAGUGUGCAAUCUGCAAAAGAAUUGGUCACUGGAAAGACCAAUGCCCAGAACGAAGAAGGAGUAACCAGCAGAUGGCUGCACGCGUACAAGACAACUGAGGAGGACCGGGGGAUUCUACCCCAGCGGAUCCACUGGUUAUAACAAUGAGGCUGGGGGAAGAAGGGAGAAGGGUGGAAUUUUUGGUUGACACGGGGGCUACAUAUUCAGUUCUAAAUAAGGCUUUAGUACCUGUGGAAAAUGAUUAUGUUGUAGUGCAGGGGGCAACUGGCCAGUCUGAAAGAGCGUAUUUUUGUAAACCUUUGAGGUAUAAAUUGGGAAAACAAUGGGGUAUUCAUAAAUUCUUGUACAUGCCUAACUCACCAAGAGCACUCUUAGGGAGAGAUUUAUUGGAACAGUUACAAGCAACCAUUACAUUCAAAAAGGGGGAAAUUACUCUGGAGGUAAAUGAUCAAAAAUACAUAGAGUUAUUAAGUUUAACUCUGACAGCUAUUGGCAUUAAGGAAGAAAUUGAUGAAGAAAUACUGAGUCAGGUAUUUCCUGGGGUGUGGGCCUCUGAUGUGCCAGGGAGGGCGAAAAAUGCCUCUCCCAUAAUAAUCAAACUCAAGGAGGGGGCGCAACCAGUGAGAAUCAAGCAGUACCCCCUAAAGAAAGAGGAUAGGGAAGGAAUCAGCCCAAUAAUUGAAAAUUUUCUGCGGUUAGGAUUACUGAAAGAAUGCCAAUCUGAUUUCAAUAUCCCCAUCUUACCUGUUCGGAAACCUGAUGGGUCAUACCGGAUAGUACAGGAUUUGAGGGCUGUCAAUAAAAUAACAGAAGAUCUGUAUCCGGUGGUAGCCAAUCCAUACACUUUAUUAACUUGCCUAACACCUGAGCUAACCUGGUUUACUGUUUUAGAUCUAAAGGAUGCCUUCUUUUGCCUCCCCAUCCAUGAAGCCAGCCAAAAAAUUUUUGCAUUUGAAUGGGAAAGCCCUAAGAGUGGGCGCAAAACUCAGCUCACAUGGACCAGACUACCCCAAGGCUGGAAAAAUUCCCCUACUUUGUUCGGGGAGCAACUUGCAAAGGAUCUGGAGUCCUGGGAAGCUCCACAGGAAGAAGGAAGGCUUUUGCAGUAUGUGGACAACCUUCUAGUGGCCACUCAGACGAGGGAAGCAUGUGUGGCCUGGACGGUAAGCCUUUUGAAUUUCCUAGGACUCCAAGGAUACAGAGUAUCGAAGAAAAAGGCGCAGAUAGUAAAACAGAAAGUUAUCUACCUGGGGUACGAGGUGAGUGCUGGGCAACGGACUUUAUGGCAGGCUCACAAGGAAGCCAUAUGCCAGACCCCAAAACCCCAGACCAUAAAAGAGCUCCGAACCUUCUUAGGCAUGGCAGGAUGGUGCCGGCUGUGGGUCUAUAAUUAUGGACUGCUUGUCAGACCCCUCUAUGCUCUGAUUGCCGAUGGAAGCAGAGAUCUCCAGUGGACAAAAGAAGCAACGCGGGCCUUUCACCAGCUGAAGAAUGCUCUCAUGUCAGCUCCAGCUUUGGGACUUCCAGAUGUGAGUAAACCAUUCUUCCUAUUUUCCCAUGAGAAACAGGGAAUUGCCCUGGGAAUACUGGCUCAGGACUUGGGUCCAUACCGAAGGGCAGUUGCCUACCUCUCUAAACAACUAGAUGCAACAGCCAAAGGAUGGCCAGGUUGCCUCAGAGCUGUAGCAGCAGUUGUGCUGAACAUUCAAGAGGCAUGCAAGUUUACCCUGGGACAAAAAUUGACUGUGCUAGUGUCCCACACUGUAUCUGCAGUACUGGAAGCAAAGGGUGGCCACUGGCUUUCGCCACAGAGAUUUCUGAAAUACCAGGCCAUCAUGGUAGAGCAAGAUGAUGUAGAGAUCGUGGUGACUAAUAUUGUCAACCCAGCUUCCUUUCUCAGUGGAAACCAAGGAGAAGCAGUACACCAUGAUUGCCUGGAGACCAUCGAAGCGACCUACUCCAGCCGCCCAGACUUAAAGGACACCCCUCUGGAAGAUGCAGAGACCUGGUUCACUGACGGGAGCAGCUAUGUUACCAAUGGGAAGCGACAUGCUGGGUAUGCAGUGACCACCUACAGAGAGGUAAUCGAGUCUGGACCCUUACCAACAGGUACCUCCGCGCAGAAGGCUGAGAUAAUUGCCCUGACCCGUGCCUUGGAAAGGGCAAAAGGGAGGAGGAUAAGCAUCUACACAGACUCGAGGUACGCAUUCGGAGUUGUACAUGCACAUGGGGCCAUCUGGAAGGAGAGAGGACUGCUUACCUCACAGGGAAAAAACAUCAAACAUGCACAAGAGAUAAUCCAGCUGCUGGAAGCAGUUCAGCUGCCUGAAAAGGUAGCAAUUAUGCAUAUUAAGGCACACCAAAAAGUGAGCUCAGAAUUGGAAGAAGGAAAUGAGCUGGCGGAUAGAGAGGCAAAAGAAGCAGCAAAAGGACCGCGCUGGCGUGUAGACCUCAGCAACAGCCAGGAGGAGGCGGAGCUGACGCGAGCGGACCAGCUGAAACAGUCUGAAGCCAUCUGCAGCGCCUCCGGCAUCGGCAGUAGGGUUUCUGCUCCGCCCCCUUCCAGGAGCAGGUACGCGGGCGCUGAAGGGUGGCUGCGGGAGUAUGCGGAUUUGAUUUUUGAGAGCUAUAAGCGCGGUGGUGUUGUGCGCAGAGGAGCGCCGCGGGGGGUGCUUGGGCCUCCCCGGGGCGUUUUUGCUGCCUUCCGCGAGGCGAGGGCUGAUGGGGAUAUUCAGUGGUGA